CACCGACACGUACGAGAAUGGAGUGAAACAAAUUUCAAAUACAUACCAACUCUCCGGGACACUUUGCAUCCCAAAAUAUCGCACAUUCAGUAUCUCAUGCACGGUGUCAGCUUUGAUUCGAGGUACUGGGACUUCUCUGUUGAUAACGACCAAUAUAGCUAUGUCAGUGCUUCGGCUGAUGCAGGCAUUGCUACUUUCCGAUAUGACCGACUCGGGACUGGACUUUCCGAAAAGCCUCACGAUGCCUAUACUAUUGUACAACGGGCGACAGACGCCGCUAUCACCGCGAAGUUUGCUGAAAUGCUUCGUGAUGGAUCUAUUGGUGUCGAAGGCCAAAAGUACACCAAGAUCGUAGGGGUAGGGCAUAGCUAUGGCUCAAUUUUGAUGCAAGCUGUCACUGCCAGUGCGCCAACGGCGCUUGACGGGGUUUUAUUAACAGGAUACUCAUUGAAUUCGAGCUCGACUCCAGUCGUGCUGACGUCACUAGCAUUUACCACUGCAUCGUUGGCUUUCCCUAAUCUAUUCCCCGCAGCUAACUUCUCAAACGCGUAUCUUGUCAGUUUGGCUCCACAAACAUUCCAACUCAAUUUCUUUUACUAUCCGUAUUACUCUACAGCAGUCUUUGACGAAUCCUUGACCGUCGAGCAGCCUGUCACGCAGGGUGUGCUUUUCACUUUCGGCACAACUCCUAACGUGUCGAGCUCAUUUUUGGGACCGGUUCAUGUUGUGACGGGAGCCAAAGACUGGAACUUUUGCUAUGGAAAUUGUUAUGCCGUUCCAAGCGGUAGUACCCAAAAAACUAUAGUUGACGACGUGAAAGAACUGUUCCCAGUCGCGAGCUCGUUCUCCACGUACAUCCCACCCAAUACCGGGCAUGCUGUCAAUCUUCACUACUCAGCGCCUGAUACUUACCGCGACAUGCUCAACUUCGUUGAGGGGGUAUUUACGUCGUAGUGUCUCGAGUAUUACAGUGAGCAGCGAAAGGGUUUAUGUUAGUGAUGUUCGGGUCUUAUCCCUCCGACUUAUUGCGUAUCAGGAUAAUUCAUGCCUGCUUCCCUCGA
Messenger RNA from Serpula lacrymans var. lacrymans S7.9, 1061 nucleotides. RefSeq lists its product as uncharacterized. NCBI's taxonomy places the organism in Eukaryota, Fungi, Basidiomycota, Agaricomycetes, Boletales, Serpulaceae. The transcript has 8 exons. Bases 97 to 954 code for a protein of 285 amino acids. The record is from RefSeq and is a predicted model, not a curated record.